Molecule: messenger RNA, 1194 nt
Organism: Porites lobata
Lineage: Eukaryota; Metazoa; Cnidaria; Anthozoa; Scleractinia; Poritidae
Source: the annotation of a GenBank genome assembly
AUGCUUAAUAGUGAAUCCAUAAAAGAAAUAGUGUCUGCCGUGGGGUUGAGACUGAAAUUUCAGAGCGCUUUUGCAAAUCUAAAGCCAACUAGUAAAAGGUCGAGUGAAACGGUUGCAAUUGCCGAUGGUGUUUGUGAUGUUGAGGAAAAAGAGAAAGUGAGUUCUGGAAAGCCGGCUACUGUCGAUUCACCAAGGACUGGUAAGCUUGAUGAGGGAUUUGUGAAAGAGCAUUCGAAGAUUUUUGGCCAUAAAAACCCAGCAGCGAAGCUCACUGAUUGGCAAAACGCAGUGAAUGGCAGUGCUUUACAGCUAGCUAUGGAAGAUAACACUCUUUUGUAUGACCGAGGACAAUUAAAGCUCAGAGCGGAAGAAAAAGCUCGACAAACCUAUGUUUUUAAGAAAAAAACUGGUUCUCGUUCGACAAAAUUAGAUGGGCAAGCAAAUAUUAAGAGAAUAAAGAUCAGUCAAGAGGAACAGAAAGGAAAGAUCACUGAGCUUUCGGCUGAAAUUGAAGUGAUCAAAAAACAGAUAACCAACAAGCAGAAUAUUAUCAGCAAAGCAAACACAGUGAAAGAUUACCAAUUGUGCGACAAGACUCAUACGGAAUUAAGAGAGCUUCUAAGAGAAAAAGGGACAUAUGAAAAACAACUUGCAGAAUUUCAAAAAAAAGAGGCCAAAAGCAAUUGGUACCACAAGGUGAAAGGCAAAAAUGAAAGCAAAGAAACCAGUGUUCAAAAAGUACCUUUACCGCCUCAAAGUGCAGUUCAGUUCAUGGAUAUCAGGAAAUUAUUCUCUAUGCAAGCAAGCAGUGCUCAAGCUGUGACUAUAAAAACCACGGAAACCACGUCUUUGGUUCAGACUAAAGAUGAAAUGAAAGCAAGUGCCACAGUCACAGAAACAGAUACAGUUUCCUCAGCUUUGGAAGAAACAGGGCCAUCAGCACAAAACGAGGAUGCCAAGAAAAACUCAAGCGCUCUCAACACCGGCAAAGAGGCAGAGGUCGUGAAUAUUUCCUCUGAACCUGUGGAAAAGGAAUCCUUGGAAGGAACAGGACCAUCUGAACAAGAAAUCUUGAAAGAAGAUUCAGCUCAUAAUGAGGAGAUAAAAAAUAUGUCGAGCGAUAUCACCGCCAACAAAGAGAUCUUGGAUGUUACUUACAAAUCUGUAGAAGAUCAGGAAGCUUUUUUGGGCUAG